This is a messenger RNA of Brassicogethes aeneus, 1592 nucleotides long. The record is from the annotation of a GenBank genome assembly. Lineage: Eukaryota; Metazoa; Arthropoda; Insecta; Coleoptera; Nitidulidae.
UUAAAAUUAAAAAGUAAUGUUUUGUAGAAAAUUAUUAAACAAAAACGCUAUAAAAUGUUCAGCGAAAAACCAAAUAAGAAAAUUAAAAAAGCAUGAUUAUGCAAUGCCAGAAGAAAAAACAACGGCUGAAGAAAUAUUAAUACAAGUGUUUAAAACUAAUGAAGUAAAAACCCAAAAAGACUGGAAAAAAGUUAGACAAGAAAUUUUAAAUAACCAAUUCAAUAAACAUGUUAUUACUCCUGUAAAUAUUGAUUCUAUGAUUAUAGGAUUUUGUACAAAACCUGAAAAAUAUCAGCUAGCAUCGAGUUACAUAAAAUUCUUGCAAAAAGAAAAAAUAAAGCCUAAUUUGGCAACAAACGGCAAAUAUUUAAAAUUACUGUAUGAAAAAAAUACCGAAAAAUGUUUGAAAGCAGAUGAAAACGAAAUUUUAGGGAUUUACGAGGAGUUGCGAAAAGGUUACCCAGUUUUGGAUUCAUUCACGAUAGAAAAUUUAAUUUUAGGACUUUCGGUAACCAAAGAGUGGAAGAAAUGUUUGGAAUUAUUUGAAGAGAUAAAAAUCACAGCCAUAGCAAAUAAUAGUGUUUAUAGUGCAUUUAUUAGUUCAGCAUUUUUAAAUAAUGAGGAAGACUUGGCAUGGCAGUUUUUAAAUGAAUUAAUAGAGAAUAAUAGGACUCCAAAAUCAAUCAUUUUUACAUCAUAUUUAGCAACAGCAAAAAAAUUAAAAUCAAAGGAAAAAAUACAUGCAAAAUUGGAAAAAAUGUUUGAAUUCCUAAAAAAUAACGAUUUACGUCUAGAAAAAACUGCCAUAGAAAAACUAGAAGAACUAUCGACAAGUUUAAAAGUCUCUACUAUGACAACAAAAGUAGACUUUAAAGGAACAUGUAAAAACUGCAGGCAAAAUUUGGACACCUUUGAACUAACAAAUGAAGAAUUUCAAGAACUAAAAGACGUUUUAUUUAAAAACGUUAUUUUAGGAAGGGAUAUUUUUGUUAAAACAAGUCCACAGGAGAUGUCAAAUUUUCAAAAUUUCAUAUUGCAACAAGAAAAAUUUGACGUAGUUCUUGAUGGUUUAAACAUUGCUUUUUCUGUGGGAACUAAACAUCCUCCCCAUGUGUUUUCGACGUUAUUAGCAAAUGUUGUAAAAUAUUUUGUGGAUCUAAACAAAAGAGUUUUAGUAUUAGGGCGUGUACACAUGCACAGAUGGCCACAACAGACAUGGGGUUAUGUAAAAAGUAACUCUACGAUUUUUUUAACGCAAAAUAUCUCAGAAGAUGAUCCUUAUUUACUGUACUGUGCAUUAAAUUCAGGGAAAAAUACAAAAAUUGUUACUAGGGACUUGAUGAGGGGACACAAAUUUUUACUAAAAAGUCCCAAAUAUAAGACAUUAUUUAACAGGUGGUUAACACAAAGACAAUACCAAUUAUUAAGAAUAGACCAAAGAGGACAACCGAUUUUUAAACAUCCACUGCCCAUAAGUCCAGUAGCCCAGAAAAAUGGGACACAUUGGCAUUUACCAUAUGAUGAAGUGGAAAAUAAUAAAAACGAAUAUUUGAACAGUUGGUGUUGUUUGCAGCUAAUGAAAUAAAAUUUUG